AUGAAGCUUGUUAUCGGAGGAUCUACUGGCCUUGUUGGCACAGAACUUGUCCGCCAAGCGCUGGAAAACCCAGCCAUCACGGCCAUCAUAGGUCUCAGCCGGCGCGAGACGCCAGUACCACCCUCGGCAGCUAAUGGAGCUAAGUUCAAGUCCGUCGUCUGCGACAACUUCGAGGAGUACCCCGAGAGCGUAAAGAAAGAGCUCGAAGACGUCGAUGCAUUCAUAUGGACUAUAUCCAUUACUCCUUCGAAGUUGAAAGAUUUCACAUGGGAGGAGGCGGUCAAAAUCUCCAAAUAUUAUGCCUUUACCGCCCUUCAGACCGUCGAGAGCCUCCCGCGCAAACAGACUCAGCCCCUGCGCUUCAUCUACAUGAGCGGACACUUUGCCACACGCAAGCGCACUGAACAGGUCAAGGUGCUGGGCGAGUGGGGUAUGAUGGAGUACGGCUACCUGCGCGGCGAGGCCGAGACUGAAAUCCUAAGGCUCACUCAGGAGUCUAAUGGUCGGGUCCAGUCCUGCGUCACCAAGUCCGGCUUUAUCAAUUCACCGGGUAGAGUGAGGCCCAAUGUCGCCGGUCUCCCCCUUGUCGAGUUGCGUGAUAUUACGGCUGCCAUGCUGGAUCAGAUUAUAAAUGGUUUUGAGAAGGACACUCUGUCCAACGAUGAUUUGGUGCGGAUUGGCAAGAAGGCUUUGGGUCAGCAGCAGGACAUGUAA
This is a messenger RNA of Diaporthe batatas, 714 nucleotides long. RefSeq lists its product as uncharacterized. The transcript is spliced from 3 exons. NCBI's taxonomy places the organism in Eukaryota, Fungi, Ascomycota, Sordariomycetes, Diaporthales, Diaporthaceae. Bases 1 to 714 code for a protein of 237 amino acids. The record is from RefSeq and is a predicted model, not a curated record.